Molecule: messenger RNA, 566 nt
Organism: Rubroshorea leprosula
Lineage: Eukaryota; Viridiplantae; Streptophyta; Magnoliopsida; Malvales; Dipterocarpaceae
Source: the annotation of a GenBank genome assembly
AAACUCUGUCCAGAAAGAGCAGAAGCUUCCCCUGGUGGUGUAUUUUCAUGGGGGAGCCUUUCCCAUAGCGACUGUGGCUGAGCCUAAGUACCACACCAGCCUCAACAUGCUACUGGCAGAGGCUAAUGUUGUGGUUCCUUCUGUGGAUUAUCGGCUAGCCCCUGAACACCCUCUUCCAGCAGCGUAUGAGGACUCUUGGGCUUCACGUCAGUGGGUGGCUUCCCAUAUCGUGGGAGACAACGAAGGCCAGGAGGAUUGGCCCAAAGAUUAUGUGGAUUUUGAGUAGGUGUUUCUGGCUGGUGACAGUGCUGGUGCUAAUAUUGCACUCAACGCGGCUUUGAAGAUCAAGUAUUCGGAUCUGGGCCUGAAGAUUCUGGGUAUUGGUAUGAUCCAUCCUACUUUUGGGGGGACAAAUCCCAUUGGAUCCGAGAUUACCGAUUCAUUCAGAAAGGGGUUGGUGGAUAACUGGUGGUUGUUUGUAUGUCCUUCCGACAAGGGGUGUAAUGACCUGCUCAUCAACCCGUUUGUGGAUGGAGUACCUGAUCUUGCCGGCUUUGCAUGUGACA